Messenger RNA from Trypanosoma rangeli, 3858 nucleotides. RefSeq names its product putative lipase domain protein. Gene Ontology annotation, biological process: lipid metabolic process. Bases 1 to 3858 code for a protein of 1285 amino acids. The record is from RefSeq and is a predicted model, not a curated record. NCBI's taxonomy places the organism in Eukaryota, Euglenozoa, Kinetoplastea, Trypanosomatida, Trypanosomatidae. The transcript has a single exon.
AUGAGCCAAGAACCGCUUUGUCUUGGUCCCCAGUCACAUGUGAAGGCUCGGGCGGCGGAGCCAGUGGAUGUGAGCGACGUGGACUCGGUUGAGCUCGGCUUCGAGGCUCCAGUGCCCGCCUCGGCGAGGGGGCAGGAGGAGCACCUUUCUGACAACUGUAAUAAUGCAGGGAGGGAAGCUUGCAGGUUAAGAAAAAGUAUGGGUGUUAUUCCUCGGGCACCGCGACGUAAUUUACACUCGAUUUGUAGUCACCAACCACCAGCUAGGCCUUCCAAGAAGGACAGGCGCGGAUUUUUUUAUUUCUCUCGCGGCCUUUCUUCAGAACCCGUGGAGCUGCAGAUUGAGGGACUGUCCCCAUUUGUUGCUCAGGCCAUGUUGUACAUGUGGUAUGCAGUGAUCAUUGCGGCCACGGUUCUGCAGAGUAUGGACUUCGCUGCCUGGGGUGUGAUGAACAUAUGUGGCGAGGAGGUGAGUGAUUUACGCCACUACGAUAAAUGGAGCAGUCCGUGCGUAACAAGUACACUAGAAAACGCCAAGGAUGAGUUGUACACUAUUCGCUGGGAAGAAGGGCCAUACGGCGGACUUUUUAAGGAUUUGUCAGUGCGCUUUCCGAGGGUGGUUCUUAGCCUGGCCUUUGCGGGUGACCGGGAGAAGGGUGCAGAGUCAGUGCAUACAUACAAGAUAGAGGCGGUUAUUUCUCAUAUUGUGGAGACAAAUUACAUUUCCACGUUUUGGUGUACUGUCACGUGUGCCCAAAAUUCAUCCCGCUGCGACUACCUUGAGCUUCCCGCGCAGGCCGUCUUAAAUGACACCUCAAAUGGGAAAAAAUCACUCACACUUCGUGGGGUCCCGGCUCCGCUUGCCCGCGUCAUCGCCAAUUCCUCCGUUGGAAUUGUGUUUCAGAGGUAUGCCUACUCCCUGGGUGCAUUUAUCUGGCGGUAUGUCUUUUUGCUGCUCUCCUUCUUACAUUUGCUGCGCUUUAUUGUGUACAAAAAAUUUACAAGUACAUUGCAUGAACAGAGCUGGGUGGUGGUUCUGCAGCUUGCACUUUUUUGGUAUUUAAAUCCUUUACACGCGUUGGACUAUUCCAAAGGACGACCGUCUUUGGUGCUCCACUUUUUGGAGUCGCACUUCCCCACGUGGUUUGUAGCGGUGUGCGUGGGGUUUAUGCUUUCUGCUAUCACAGCAACGAUGCCAUGGACGCCGCCAGCGUACGGGCAGCAGCCUGUGAUGUAUAACCUCUUGACUAUGAGCGGUAUUAAGGGAUAUUUUCGCCACAGUGCCAGCGUGUACGACCCACCAUUGUGGACAAAGUAUUUGGUGGUGGCAUACGUUCUUCUUGUUGUCGCCUUGGAUAUCGUUGGAGAGUCGUUGCAUGCCGCAGGGUCGUUAGAAACCUGGGGAGAGCCCGAAUCCUCUAUCCACUACGUCUUGGCAGCCCUUAUCCUGCUAGGGUGCAUUAUUUGUUGCAUUCUGCUUGUCCACGUGCACCGCAACAUGGGCGCAAAGUCGUAUUUGGACUCACGACCGCAGCAAUUGGCCGCUCGUUUUUUGAUUUUAAUCUUUGUGACAUCGCUGCUUUACUUCAUAUUUCAUGUUAUUAUGUUUUGCCUGCGCUACCGCAGCAUUCCUGGCAUGACGAUGAUACAGCCCAUGAUUCAGCUCCCGGCUCUCAUGGUGUCCAGCUUCCUAGUAAACAUCAUGACACUCAUAUAUACCACCCGUAAACGUGGCGAUCUGGUGCCGAUUCAUCCACGCGAUGAACGCUGGAAGCUGAUGGUGUGGCCCGACACGUGGUACCGUUGGCUUUCCCGCCACGGUGGGAGUAUGUACAUCUUCCAUACAGAGGAGGAGGAGCUGACUUUUAACUGGAAUCAGAUCGGCUACCGCGUACGGCAACAAAGGGCGAAGGCUAUAAAACGGAAGGGACGGAAGGGCGGGUCGUGUAUCUUUGGGCGUGCCCGAUCACGAGUGCUGGCGCAACGUUUCCAUAAUGCACGCACCGACGAUGAACAACCUUCGGAAGUACCAGAAACAUGCAGCGUUCAGGGGGACUCCCCCCCUGUGUUUGUGUCUCCCCCCACAGAGUCACACGAUGGCCCUGCGAUUCUCAACAUGGACCGCACCUCCACCUGGUUUCUUCCGGCCCGGGCUUCUCAUACUUUCCCCUUAACGAUGCAACAUGGUCUUCACGGCAGUAUGCCUCCCGUAGAACGAAAAGAACAUGAACACAUUGAUGAGUGUGACGAAUCACGAAUAGAACGGCAGGCCACCAAAGCUGUUUACCCGUCCGAGUCAGAUGAGCGGCGGUGCCGGCCGUCGCAGCAAGUACCGGAUCUAUCAGCUUUUCCUUCUGUAUGCGAGCCCAGGGAAGUACAUUUUGAGGUUGCGGAUAAAUUACCACUGGAUCAACGGCAUUGCCGCCUCUACUCAGGAGUUGCAACGGAGCGCAGUAACACGGUGGCACACGAGGAGGCUGAUGACGUUGAGGAGGAGGAGGAAGAGGAAGAGGAGGUUAACAUUUUGCAGAAUGUGGCGGCGCGCACCUUUGGCCGAGCGCGGGAAAGGAUGGACUUCCUCAUACGGGGUGCAGAGCGGACCUUUAUUUCGUGGCCACUUAAUGCCUUUGAGCACUUGGAGACGUUUAUCCUGGACGCCGCCGCGCGAACCUUUCAGGAUGUGGAGUACCUCCCUUUUUUUAAUCUCGAGACGGCGAUCAGCUGCUUUAACCUGUCCUGGGAGGCGUACGGAACCUCGCAUCGAGGGGAGAAGAGGGUUGAGCGAUGGAAACCGUUUUCCCUGACGCGUUUGUGUUGCGGCUGCUGCUGUUCCUCCUCUGCCUGCGUGAAGGAUGAGGUGCGGGUGCCCGUUGCGAAUUCAGCAGCACUGACUGUGGCAGCAGGGAACGAAACACCGCUCCGUGAGGAUGAGAGUGGGAACAGAAUAGCCGAGCAUUUUGCGGAGCCGGGGCAGGGGAGUCUCAACGCUCCACCCCCCAUUGAUGUGGAACGCUACGGCUACCGUCUUUGCGCCGUGUUGGAGGCCAUGGAUGUGCAGGUUGUUAUUUCGGCCCUAGACAACGCUGAUGCGAUUGCUGAGGGUAAGGCUCCACGUAUUGUAAUUGCCUUUCGAGGUACGAUGAGUAUGAGCAAUGCAUGGCAGGAUUUACGCUUUCGUCGUGUGGUGUGGGGUGAAAUGGUGGAAGGAGAACCAGGGCUGGUCCCAGACGUGUGCUGUGGAACGAGACCGACCGUGCAUGUGGGAUUCCUCUCCAUUUGGAACGCACACCGUGAACACGUCUGUGGGAAGUUAUGGGAAGAGCUUUUAGCCAACCCUUCCACAGUGUACCGUGUGUUUUGCACGGGGCACAGCUUGGGUGGCGCGCUUGCAACUCUAUGUGCAUACAGUCUGUGUCGACUAUUGCGCCAAAACAAUUACGCUCUUGCGGAAGUGACAGUUUACACCUAUGGGCAACCGCCAAUUGGCAAUAAGGCCUUUCAGACGGCCUACAACAAGGCCGUUCCACGCACUUUUCGUGUAGUGAAUGAGAGUGACGUGGUGGGAUCAAUCAGCAUGUACGGUUCGCAUGUUGGUAUUGAAGUGAACAUUGAUCGCCAUGGCAACUACAUCUGCAAGCCCACAUACAUGGAGCGACUGUUUCGUCCUAUGAAGGGAAAAGGGUUUGCUGUUGAAAACCACCUCAUGGAGAGUUACAGUGCCUCGUUGAAUGCGAUUGCAAAGGGCACGAGCUGCCCAUCCCUGGCCUACGCAGGAGAUGGCAGUGGCGAUAACGCUGUAAGUGUUGGGGCUGUUUCAGGGCAAAGGGAAAUGGACAUGCGGGUUGAAAAGUGUGCGUAG